AUGGAAUCAUGGCUUCCCUCAAAGUUCACUUCCAUCCCAGCUGAAAUAUUGAUGAUAGUGUUGCUUUCACAGUUAGUACUUUUCUUCUCCAAUCUUUGUUUCCCUGUUCCAAUAAUGGUCACUGCUUCAAAGGUUGAAUCUCAAGGGAGAGCUCUUCUUCAAUGGAAGGCCACCCUUGAAACAGAAGACCUCCUUCACACUUGGACGUCAACGGUCAGUCCAUGCAACUGGACUGGAAUCACAUGCAGAUAUGAUGGCCAUCUCAUGCUAACCAUCACCAAAGUCCAACUACGAGAGUUGGGACUGGAAGGGAAGCUAGAGACUCUCAACUUCUCAGCUCUGCCAUCACUCAGAAUUCUUGACCUCAAUGGCAACCAUAUACAUGGAUCCAUCCCUGCAGCCAUUUCAGCUCUCUCCAAGCUUACCACCCUUGAUCUCUCUGUCAACAAUCUUAGAGGCAUCAUUCCAUCAGAGCUUGGUAAUUUGACAAGGCUCAAGGCCUUGUGGCUCUCCCAGAAUCAGAUAAGUGGCUCCAUACCUACUUCUUUUGGAAAGCUUCUAAAUCUGAAUUUAUUAACCAUCUCCAAAAAUUUCUUAGUUGGUUCUAUUCCUCCAGGGUUUGGAAACUUGACCAAAAUCAAGGGUUUGUAUCUAUGGAGCAACAGACUCAGUGGCUCCAUUCCUAAUGAGAUUGGGAAUUUAGUGAGUUUAAAUGCUUUCGACAUAUCUGACAACCAAAUAACUGGAUUAAUCCCUCCAUCACUUGGAAGUUUGAAAAGUCUUACAGGUUUGGCAUUAAGUCAUAAUUAUCUUUUUGGGAAGGUGCCCGAUGAAUUCGCAAACCUCACAAACUUAAACAAUCUUCAAUUAGUUAACGACAACCUUUCAGGUAAUCUACCACAAGAUUUGGCCAGAGGAGGUUUACUUAACAAACUUGCUUUGGCAUAUAAUAAUUUCCAAGGUCCCAUUCCAACGAGUUUGAAAAAUUCAACAAAUUUAGUGAGAGUCCAUCUUGAAAGAAACCAAUUCACUGGAGAAGUCUCUGAAAGUUUUGGUGUUCAUCCUUACUUGGAUUAUAUUAAUCUAAGCUUCAAUAAAUUGUCUGGCACACUAUCACCAUUUUGGGGGGCAUGUGUUAAUUUGACAAGCCUUGAAAUAUCAAGCAACAUAAUUAGCGGACUUAUACCUUUAGAAAUUGGCCGAUUGCCAAAGCUACAUCUACUCGACAUCUCCUCCAAUAAUCUGGUGGGAAAGAUCCCAAAAGAGUUUGGCAAUUUAUCUUAUGUAUUUCACCUAAACAUGAGCAACAAUCAUCUCAUAGGGAUCAUACCACCAGAAUUUGGUGAUCUAUCUUCAUUAGAAGUUCUAGAUCUCUCAAGCAAUAAUUUGACAGGAGAAAUACCAAUACGGUUGGAGCAUUGCCUUAAAUUGAAUUCACUCAAGUUCAGCAGUAAUGAACUGAGUGGAGCCAUCCCUUCCCAACUUGGUGAUUUGAACUUGCAUGAUGUUCUAGACUUGAGUGACAAUUUAUUCACAGGAGAAAUACCGCCACAACUUGGUAAGUUAAUGAUGUUGCAAGAGAUGAAUUUAUCACAUAAUGAUUUGGUUGGUGGCAUUCCAUCUUCUUUUCAAUUAAUGAUGGGCUUAACAUCAUUUGAUAUAUCUUAUAAUUCAUUGGAAGGUUGUGCUCCACCUAUCAUCCAUCGAGACUUAACAAGCAAUAACAUUCUUUUGGAUGAGGAGCACAAGGCUUGUGUUUCAGACUUUGGUAUUUCUAGAAUGCUAAAACCCAACUCAUCACAUUGGAGUUUGCUUGUAGGCACCUAUGGGUACAUGGCACCAGAGCUUGCCUAUGUAAUGAGGGUGACUGAAAAAUGUGAUGUAUAUAGCUUCGGGAUUGUGGCACUUGAAGUGAUACAUGGAACACAUCCUGGUGAUCUCCUUAGCAACUUAUCAUUGUGCAUGUUAGUGAAAGAUAUACUUGAUCCACGUCUUCCACUUUAUAUAGCGAUUCAAGUGAUCACAAACCAAGUGCUUUCAGUGAUUUCAAUAGCAAUGCAGUGCAUUAACACUGAUCCACAAGCUCGGCCUACAAUGCAACAAGUAUCUCAAAGGUUGUCUUCUCCAAAGUCUUUGCCAGCAUCCAACAUCUAUCCUUUUGAAGCACUUACCCUUGAUCACCUCAUAAAGAUCGCACAAACACAUACUGAUGAUCAAGCCUUUGAGUAA
Molecule: messenger RNA, 2229 nt
Organism: Dioscorea cayenensis subsp. rotundata (Guinea yam)
Lineage: Eukaryota; Viridiplantae; Streptophyta; Magnoliopsida; Dioscoreales; Dioscoreaceae
Product: MDIS1-interacting receptor like kinase 2-like
Exons: 3
Coding region: 1-2229 (742 amino acids)
Biological process (GO): protein phosphorylation
Molecular function (GO): protein binding; ATP binding; protein kinase activity
Source: RefSeq, a predicted model, not a curated record